Molecule: messenger RNA, 2898 nt
Organism: Rhodotorula graminis WP1
Lineage: Eukaryota; Fungi; Basidiomycota; Microbotryomycetes; Sporidiobolales; Sporidiobolaceae
Exons: 10
Coding region: 1-2898 (965 amino acids)
Biological process (GO): tricarboxylic acid cycle
Molecular function (GO): thiamine pyrophosphate binding; oxoglutarate dehydrogenase (succinyl-transferring) activity
Source: RefSeq, a predicted model, not a curated record
AUGCUCCGCCUGCGCCCCCAGCCCCGUCGCCUCCGUCUCCCGCGAGGUGCUUCGGGUUGCCGCACCCUGCACGACCAGGGCGUCUGGGGCUACCAGGCGCCGCAAGAGUUCACCCUGCCCGACUUCAGCCCUCAAGAGCUCGCCAACCGCGCCCGCAACGCCUCGCUCCUCCGCCUCGUCGAGAGCUACCGUCGCCAUGGUCACCGCGCCGCCCUCGUCGACCCGCUCGACCUCGCCAAGCGGCCAAACGUUCCCGCCCUCGACCCGAGACGGUACGGCUUCACCCUGUCGAGCGACGUGGCGGCCAACUUGCGCGACGAGUUCGUCAGCGACGUCAAGCCGCUCGAGCAGGUCAGCGCCGAGGGCGACAAGUUCAACGUCGAGGGCAUCCUCGACUUCCCCAAGAGCACCGGCGGCACGUCCGAGGAGCGCACGAUGGACGAGAUCGCGACUCGCCUCGCCGAAGUCUACUGCGGCGGCAUCGCCUACGAGUUCAUGCACCUCCCGAGCAAGCACGAGCGCCGGUUCCUCGAGACGAUGCUCGAGCAGUCGCACGCCAAGCCUCUCGAGCCCGAGGAGCAAGUCGCGCACUGGCAGCUCCUCGCCAAGUCGGAAAACCUCGACCACUUUCUCGCCAAGCGGUUCCCGAACGUCAAGCGCUACGGCCUCGAGGGCGGCGAGGCCAUGAUGGUCGUCUGCGCGACGCUCUUCAACGAGGCCAAGAAGGUGGGCGUCGACGACGUCGUCCUCGGCAUGCCUCACCGCGGCCGCCUCAACCUCCUCACCCAGCUCCUCGACCUCGACAUGAAGCUCCUCAUCCGCAAGAUGCGCGGCCUCCCUACUCUCCCGCCAUCGUUCCCCGCCUCCCAGUUCACCGACGACGUCCUGUCGCACCUGUUCACGACCACGCCCUACACCCCCCCUGGCGCCGCCGACCCGCUCACGGUCCACCUCCUGCCCAACCCGUCGCACCUCGAGACGGUUACGCCCGUCGCCCUCGGCUUUGCGCGCGCCCUCCAGGUCCCGUUCAGCGACACCGACUCGCUCGGCGAGCGCGUCCUGAGCGUCUCGAUCCAUGGCGACGCCGCAUUCGGCGGUCAAGGCGUCGUCGCCGAGUCGCUCAACCUCGCCAACCUGCCGCACUUUGCUGGAGGCGGCACGUGCCACGUCGUCGUCAACAACCAGAUCGGCUUCACCACGGCCUCGACGCAGAGCCGCUCGAGCUUCUACGCGACCGACCUCGCCAAGAUGAUCUCGGCCCCGAUCGUGCAUGUCACGGGCGACCGGCCCGACGACGUCGCGCGCGCCGUCAAGCUCGCCCUCGCGUACCAGCGCAAGUUCCGCAAGGACGUCGUCAUCGACCUGAUCGUGUACCGGCGACGCGGCCACAACGAGCUCGACGAGCCCGCCUUUACGUCGCCGACGAUGUACAACCGGAUCAAGAACCUGCCGUCGGUCGCCAAGCUGUACGAGGACCACCUCGUCGCCUCGUCGGUCCUGUCGUCGUCGGACGCCGCCUCGUUUCGCUCGUCGCACCUGGCCGCUCUCGACGCCGUCAUCCCCGAGGCCGACCCGACCAAGUUCACGCCGCCCGAGCUGCCCAUGCCUCGAGGGUGGGGCGACAUGCGGUGGCCUGUCGAGGGCGAGUGGGAGAAGCCGGUCGAGACGGGCGUCGACGAGCAGGUCCUGCGCGAGGUCGGCAUGAGGAGCGUCGAGGCGCCGAGCGACAUUACGCUCCACCCUCGCCUGGUCAAGAUGCACAUCGCCAAGCGCGUCCAGUCGCUCGAAAAGGGCGAGGGCCUCGACUUUGCGACGGCCGAGGCGCUCGCGUUCGGGUCCCUGCUGCUCGAGGGCGACCACAUCCGUCUGUGCGGGCAGGACAGCGGCAGGGGUACCUUCUCGCAACGGCACGCCAUCCUCGCCGACCAAGCCUCGGAGCGUGUCGCCGUCCCGCUCCAGUCGCUCGGCUCGCGCCCUCUCGCGUCAUCAUCUACGUCGUCGGGUCGCCCGGUUGGCUCGUUCGAGGUCGUCAACAGCCCGUUGAGCGAGUACGCCGUCGUCGGCUUCGAGCAGGGCGUCGCGUGGGUGUCGCCGAGGCUGCUGCCGAUCUGGGAAGCGCAGUUCGGCGACUUUCACAACACGGCGCAGGUCGUCCUCGACACGUACCUCGGCAGCGGCGAGACCAAGUGGGGCAUGCAGAGCGCCUUGACGCUGCUCCUUCCGCACGGCUUCGAUGGCGCCGGUCCUGAGCACUCGAGUUCCCGCAUCGAGCGCUUCCUCCAGCUCACGAACGAGCCCCUCACUCGCUCUCCCUUCGUCCCGAACAUGCACCUCGUCAACGUCACGACCGCGGCGCAGUACUUCCACCUCCUGCGCCGCCAGAUGCGCCGCGAGUACCGCAAGCCGCUCGUCGUCUUUUCGCCAAAGGGCAUCCUGCGCCUGCCGGCCGCCGCAUCGUCGCUCGCCGAGAUGGCGCCGGGCACGUCGUUCCAGCCCGUCCUCACGGAGCACGUCGACGACCCGAGCAAGGUCGAGCGCGUCGUCAUCCUCUCGGGCAAGCUUUACUACGAGCUCGUCAAGGAGCGCCAGGAGCACGGGCUCGACGGCAAGAUCGUCUUCAUCCGCCUCGAGGAGAUCUCCCCCUUCCCGUAUGCCGCCCUGUCGGCCGCUCUCGACCCGUUCCGCAAGACGGCGCGCUCCCUCAUUUGGGCGCAAGACGAGCCGUCGAACGCCGGCGCGUACACGUUCGUCGCGCCUCGCGUGCAGCAGGUGCUUCCUCGCGGCGUCAAGCUGCGGUACGUCGGGCGCGAGGCGAUGGCGACGGUCGCACCGGGCGUCAAGAGCUACUUUGAGGAGGGGAGGAAGAGGAUCGAAGCCGAGGUGUUCGAGGGUUUGUAG